This is a messenger RNA of Paraphaeosphaeria sporulosa, 453 nucleotides long. RefSeq lists its product as uncharacterized. The transcript is spliced from 2 exons. Lineage: Eukaryota; Fungi; Ascomycota; Dothideomycetes; Pleosporales; Didymosphaeriaceae. The record is from RefSeq and is a predicted model, not a curated record. The coding region runs from base 1 to 453 and encodes 150 amino acids.
AUGGCUCCCGACAACCCAGUCCAACUUUCCAAAGAUGACCUCGACAUCAACGUACCUGACUUUGUUAACCGUUCUGGAGUCUUCCCGUUACACGACGUUUACGGAAAUAGUUUCGCAAGUAUCGGAAGUAUUUCCAAUUUCACAUUUGGAAAGUUCCGGGUCUGCUAUGAUCAGAAUAGGAUGCCUACACCGUACGGUCUGGGUAACGCUCGAAUUAUGACCAACCAUGCAAUAUCCGACCUGGCGUUCGUACACGCAUUACAAGGGAAGAUGGCUGUCCAGGAAACUUCUCGUCAAGGGAUCCCUGUAGCCCCAGCACUGGACCUUACAGCUUUCCAAAAUUCCUACUUCACCAGAGGCAAUGGCACUUCACGCGAAGAAGCGACAAUGCCUCUCACUGCGUCCAUUGUUCCUUUGAUGAACCAGAAACCGCAAAUUACCAGGAAUGGGUGA